CUCCCCAGGGCCCCCCGGCUCCAGCCCGGUGCGCUCUGGCCUUCCCUAGGGGGGGACCUUCACUACCACCUGUCCCAGCACGGCGUCUUCUCGGAGGCGGACAUGCGCUUCUACGCGGCCGAGAUCAUCCUGGGCCUGGAGCACAUGCACAGCCGCUUUGUGGUCUACCGAGACCUGAAGCCCGCCAACAUCCUGCUGGACGAGUUUGGCCACGUCCGCAUCUCCGACCUGGGCCUGGCCUGUGACUUCUCCAAGAAGAAGCCCCACGCCAGCGUGGGCACCCACGGCUACAUGGCCCCUGAGGUCCUGCAGAAGGGGGUGGCCUACGACAGCAGCGCCGACUGGUUCUCCCUGGGCUGCAUGCUCUUCAAGCUGCUCAGAGGGCACAGCCCCUUCCGCCAGCACAAGACCAAGGACAAGCACGAGAUUGACCGCAUGACGUUAACAAUGGCCGUGGAGCUGCCGGACUCCUUCUCGCCCGAAUUGCGCUCUCUUCUGGAAGGACUGCUUCAGAGGGACGUCAACCGCAGGCUGGGCUGCCUAGGCCGGGGGGCUCAGGAGGUGAAGGAGGACCCUUUCUUCAAGGCGGUGGACUGGCAGAUGGUUUUACUGCAGAAGUACCCGCCUCCCCUGAUCCCACCUCGAGGGGAAGUGAAUGCCGCCGACGCCUUUGAUAUCGGCUCUUUCGAUGAGGAAGACACGAAGGGAAUCAAGCUGCUGGACACUGACCAGGAGCUCUAUCGAAACUUCCCCCUCACCAUCUCGGAGCGGUGGCAGCAAGAGGUGGCCGAGACGGUCUUUGACACGGUGAACUCGGAGACGGACCGGCUGGAGGCCCGGAAGAAAGCCAAGAACAAGCAGCUGGGCCACGAGGACGAUUACGCCCUCGGCAAAGACUGCAUCAUGCACGGCUACAUGUCCAAGAUGGGCAACCCCUUCCUCACGCAGUGGCAGCGGCGCUACUUCUACCUGUUCCCCAACCGGCUGGAGUGGCGGGCCGAGGGGGAAGCCCCGCAAAGCCUCCUAACCAUGGAGGAGAUCCAGUCCGUGGAGGAGACCCAGGUCAAAGACCGGAAGUGUAUUCUGCUCAAGAUCCGUGGGGGCAAACAGUUCGUCCUGCAGUGCGAC
This is a messenger RNA of Gracilinanus agilis (Agile Gracile Mouse Opossum), 1128 nucleotides long. Its product is annotated as beta-adrenergic receptor kinase 1. Gene Ontology annotation, molecular function: G protein-coupled receptor kinase activity; G protein-coupled receptor binding; ATP binding. Gene Ontology annotation, biological process: regulation of signal transduction; protein phosphorylation; regulation of the force of heart contraction. The annotation marks the transcript as partial. Lineage: Eukaryota; Metazoa; Chordata; Mammalia; Didelphimorphia; Didelphidae. The transcript has 10 exons. The record is from RefSeq and is a predicted model, not a curated record.